This is a messenger RNA of Egretta garzetta (little egret), 3631 nucleotides long. It is a transcript of the gene HDAC3, whose product is annotated as histone deacetylase 3. The record is from RefSeq and is a predicted model, not a curated record. Gene Ontology annotation, molecular function: histone deacetylase activity. NCBI's taxonomy places the organism in Eukaryota, Metazoa, Chordata, Aves, Pelecaniformes, Ardeidae. The coding region runs from base 52 to 1245 and encodes 397 amino acids. The transcript is spliced from 16 exons.
CUCAUGCAGGUCGUUUGUCAGUUAGCUUGAGGUUUCUUACAGCUGAAGCAAAUGUGGGUUUGGAUGGGAAAUAAAUCUUGCCUUUCUUUCUUGAAGGUUUUCAAACCCUACCAGGCAUCCCAGCACGACAUGUGCCGAUUCCACUCUGAGGACUACAUAGACUUCCUGCAGAGAGUGAGUCCCAACAACAUGCAGGGAUUCACCAAGAGCCUCAACGCCUUCAACGUGGGCGAUGACUGCCCAGUGUUUCCAGGCCUCUUUGAAUUUUGCUCUCGCUAUACUGGGGCCUCCCUGCAAGGAGCAACACAGCUGAACAACAAGAUCUGUGAUAUUGCAAUAAACUGGGCAGGAGGCCUGCAUCAUGCCAAAAAGUUUGAGGCUUCUGGGUUUUGUUAUGUUAAUGACAUAGUUAUCGGCAUCCUGGAGCUGCUCAAGUAUCACCCACGUGUUCUGUACAUUGAUAUUGAUAUCCAUCAUGGAGACGGUGUGCAGGAGGCUUUCUACUUGACAGACCGUGUGAUGACAGUGUCAUUUCAUAAAUAUGGGAACUAUUUCUUUCCUGGUACAGGUGACAUGUAUGAAGUUGGUGCAGAGAGCGGUCGUUACUACUGUCUCAACGUGCCUCUACGAGAUGGCAUUGAUGACCAAAGUUAUAAACACCUCUUCCAGCCAGUCAUUAACCAGGUGGUGGAUUACUAUCAGCCCACCUGCAUAGUACUGCAGUGUGGUGCUGAUUCUCUGGGUUGUGACCGUCUGGGUUGUUUUAACCUCAGUAUAAGAGGACAUGGGGAGUGUGUGGAGUAUGUAAAGAGCUUCAACAUCCCCUUGCUGGUACUGGGAGGAGGUGGUUACACAGUCCGCAACGUGGCACGAUGCUGGACUUACGAAACAUCAUUGCUUGUAGAUGAAGCAAUUAGCGAAGAGCUCCCAUACAGCGAGUACUUCGAGUAUUUCGCUCCAGACUUCACCCUUCAUCCUGAUGUCAGUACGAGGAUUGAAAAUCAGAACUCCAGGCAGUACUUGGAUCAGAUCAGGCAGACGAUAUUUGAGAAUCUGAAAAUGCUGAACCAUGCUCCCAGCGUGCAGAUCCAUGAUGUCCCUUCUGACUUGCUCAGCUACGAUCGCACAGAUGAGCCUGAUCCAGAGGAAAGAGGCUCUGAGGAAAACUACAGCAGGCCUGAAGCUGCCAACGAGUUUUAUGACGGUGACCACGAUAACGACAAAGAAAGUGACGUUGAGAUCUGAGGGCUCUAGUGUGGGGCUCUGGACUAUGGGGGGUCCUGCAUUGGACAUGGGUGCUUGGAGCAGGUAACUGGGCCACACAGGAGCCAGUUAGCCCUCCCUUCGUAUUUGAUUGCAUGUGGUGGCAGCAGAAACACCACCACUGCAGGCUUCUGCUACCUGGGGAGGCAGAGAGCAGUGGAGUAUGUUCCUUACUUCCCACCACGUGUCACGGUUCCAGCUUUGGGAAAUGGAAAUUCAAGUAGCGCUCAGAUCUGUGCUGUGUACUGGCUGGCAGCCGUGAGACUGCCUUCAGAGCCUGACCUGCGCUGGUUCAGUCAUCCCUGUAACUCCCGUGCAGGCUUCUGCCAGCAAGGUGGGAGCUGGAGCGGUUGUGCCUACCAUCUCUGCCUCUCUUCAGCAGCAACACCUGAUAGAUCCUGCUCUCCCCGGCUCUCCACUCUGGUACCCAGUCGAUUGUCCUCUGAAGCCUGCACUGAGGGUUGCUUCCUGAUGUCCCUUCUAACCAUCUGACACUCCACAGCUCAAGGCAAAACAUCUGAGAAGACAAGGCCAGUUGUGGGAUGAGGGUUGGGAGUGUCCCUGGAGCAGGGAGCAGCUUGAUGGAGCAGGAUGGAAGAAUGUAUGCAGAGCAUAGUCUUGUUCAUUCCCCCCGUACUCGGUUUUGCAUUCACAAAUGAGUACUGCAACACUUUGCCAAGUUGGACCUAAAUUCCCUGUUUUCUUUAUUCUUUGAGAGGCUAAAAUCACUGUGGAACAGAGGUUUGGCUGCCAAGGUCAGUACAUAGUGUGUCUUGCACCUCUAAUGUAGCUUCCAGCUGUGUUUUCCACGUUCACACAUGGCCCUUCUGUGUGUUAGCAAGAGAUUUGGGCUGCUUGCUCAGAGUGGAAACCAUUCCCUCUUGACUGCACCCAGGAGGCAUCGCUCUGCUCGUGGGUGAGGGAAGCUGCUUCCUCCAAGUCCUGUCGUCUUGCCCUCACACAGGGGAGAUUUCUCCCGGCCAUCCCUUGAAUCCCAGACUUUGCUGCUCCAUCUCCUGAGUUGUCACCUGGUACCUGUCACGGUUUGGAGCGAGCUGUUUGGGGAGGCGGGAGGGGGUUAGCCUCUGACUGUCUGUACUGUUCUGUUUUGUUCACUGAUGUCGUUAAACAUUAAAUGAAGAGGCAGUAUUUUUCUUACCUGACCUGUUGUUUGUCUGUUUAAUGCUCACACCUUUUUGGCUCCUGUCCUCCCAAGGAUUGAGAACAUGCAUAUCACCCCUGGCAGGGUAGUGUCCUCUGCUGUCUGACCUGUCUGGGCGAACGGAGGGCGUUCAGCUCCUCAAACUGUAUGUUGGUGAGUUUUGAGCAUCAGUGCACAAUGAGGAGAGAGCCCUGAAUUCCCUUACAAGAGGACACAUGGGCUGGUGGACGCUGCUGCUUAUGCCUCUGAUUCCAGUAAAAGCUUUGCAGAAAGCUGCAGAGCCAAUUCAAGAAACCUUCCCUGGGAUCGUUUUAAGUAUCGUGGUUUCUUUGAGUUGCAGUUUCCCUAAGGGUCUGCUCUUUGCAGUCUCACUGUCCUCCAGCCCAUCUUAGUGACUAUUUUUCUUCAUUUUUAGACCUGCCACUGUCUCCCUCUUCACUCCCCCCUGGGUCCACGACACUUGUCCUUUAUCAAAUAAGCUCGUGCUGGCCUGCAUGGAUUGAUGUUCCUCUUGGCCCUAGUCUCCACCAAUAAACCUGCGGAAAAACAAGAGAGGAAAGAAAAGGAAGUAUUGAACCGAAGGUAUCUAACAUGGUAGGUGAGGGCCAGAGGGAGACACUAACUUGACCAGAUCUGUGUAUGUGUUCACAGGCAAUGCCUAUCUGUUAGGAUGUUUACGCAACCGCCAGCCCGAGGCUUCAGCUUUUUGGGGAGGAGGCAAAGCCUGGCCACAAGUGAGCUACGGGUCAUGUAACUACAGCACGAAGCAGGCACCAGAGAUGAACCUGAGCAAGGAGCAGCCUCUGAAAGAGAAGGACGUGAAGAUCUGGGGGAGAUGCUGUGCUGUGACCUGCAUCCAGUGCUCCCUGUGGGACUGCAGCUGAUCCUCUCUCACGUCAGGGACGGGCAGGCUCUGGAGCCGUUGACUGAAGGAGCAGGAAUAGCCAAGGUGGAGCGGUUCCAGCCUCUCUUGGAUGGCCCAAAGAGUGGUGACUCAGGGGCACUGGAGGUGGCCUGCAUGCAGCUGAUCAGUUCCUUGAUCGACCCUUCUCAUGAGCUGGACUUCAGAGUUGACAUUGGUAGGGAGCUGAUGUGUCCUGGAUUUCAACACCUCCUUAAGGUGAGGAGCAGCUCACUUCUCUACUUGAUCUGGAAAGUGGAGGAGGCCGCUGGUGGUUUAAGCCUGGCUUUGGGAUGGAGUGGGCA